This is a messenger RNA of Oppia nitens, 970 nucleotides long. RefSeq names its product transmembrane protease serine 9-like. Bases 38 to 970 code for a protein of 310 amino acids. Gene Ontology annotation, biological process: proteolysis. Gene Ontology annotation, molecular function: serine-type endopeptidase activity. The record is from RefSeq and is a predicted model, not a curated record. The transcript has 6 exons. Lineage: Eukaryota; Metazoa; Arthropoda; Arachnida; Sarcoptiformes; Oppiidae.
CACCACUAAAAACAAUAGGUUAAGACAUAGGGCUUAUAUGUCAAGUGAUCCAACAAUAACUGGCAAACAAUGGCUUAAUGAUGACUUGGAUGACUCCGUACGGGACAACUAUAUGGCUGAGAUACCAGUGUCCGCUAGAGUCAGUGCCGCCAGAAAAGAGACUAAUAUAAAAUUUACAUUUGGCAACACAUCCGUACAGACACAGUCUUCGGCGAAAGCCAUCAAAGUUUCGCCAAACAAUUGUGGACUAUCGACGGCCUCGAAGUUCAUUGUGAACGGUACCAGAGCCAGACAGGGAGAGUUUCCCUGGAUAGUAGCCAUUUGGCUACGGGGCCGUUAUCACUGUUGCGGCAGUCUUAUCAACAAAUGGUGGAUCAUAUCGGCCGCCCAUUGUUUUGAUCAAAUCAGAGCACCCGAUGCCUAUCAGAUAGGACUGGGCAGUACACAGAAAUUGGAGGCUUAUAUAUAUUUGUUGGAUAGGAUCAUAGUUCACAGCCGAUAUAACUACAACGAUAUGAAAGCAUCGGACAUAGCACUGGCCAAACUGGCCAAACCUAUCGAAUACACCGAACAGGCGGCAGCUGUUUGUCUGCCAACAUUUCCCUACGAGGAACCAAAAUAUAGACAAUUUUAUGUGGCCGGUUGGGGUCGGCUUAGCUAUUUUAAUCCGAACAUACCCAAUGAGCUGCAAGUGGUCAAACUUGAUCUGGAUCAAAUCAACCAUUGUGCACAGGCAUAUCAACCACAAACUAUCUACUAUUCCCAGUUGUGUACUUUGACUCAAAAUAAAGAUGCCUGUAGUGGCGAUUCUGGCGGUCCGUUAGUUGAGUAUAUAAACGGUAGGGCUGUCCUAGUUGGUAUUGUCUCAUUUGGCUUAAAUUGUGCCGAUAUUAGAUAUCCCGGUGUCUACACUAAAGUAUCAUAUUUUUUAAGUUGGAUUCAACGAAAUAUUAAUGAAAAAACUAAUUAA